Molecule: messenger RNA, 1105 nt
Organism: Cynara cardunculus var. scolymus (artichoke)
Lineage: Eukaryota; Viridiplantae; Streptophyta; Magnoliopsida; Asterales; Asteraceae
Product: protein yippee-like At4g27745
Exons: 3
Coding region: 547-867 (106 amino acids)
Source: RefSeq, a predicted model, not a curated record
ACGGAGAAAUGGAUCAAAAAAUGAAAACGUGUGAGAAGGGUGAUGGAUAAACACCAUCAUAAUUGAAAAGGGGGUCGGCAAACAAAAAAAGUGAUUAGAAACCCACUUAAAAUCCGACACUUCUCAUCCAACUCCAAAACAACAAGAACCAAAGAAAACCCUACCAUCUCUGUUUCAUCAUAAUUCUGAAAGAAAUCCAAAUACCCACGUCACGGAUUUGCAAGUUUCCGUGUAGAUUAGCAUUAAUCAAACAAAAAGUCAUCAUUUUUAUGCCAUAAAUAUAUAUAUCUUAUAUAUAUAUACACAUACGAAUACAAGAAGUCGAAUGUCAUCACACCUUGGAUCCUCAUGUUCUUCACUUCAACUACUUUCAGUUACUGGAUAUACUUGGUCAAAGAACUGCGUACAAGUUACGUAUCAAGAUUUCUUGUUGAUAGAUGGUGCUUUUGAUUUGAGUGAUCAUCUGAUUUUUUGGGUCUUUACCCGAUUCUGCCAACAGAUUUGAUAUCGCUAGAAAGGUAGUUGAGUGAGAUUUGAUCGUCAUCAAUGGCGGAAAUGGUUGGUCCGAGGUUAUACAGUUGCUGUAAUUGUCGAAACCAUGUGGCCCUUCAUGAUGAUGUCAUUUCUAAAGCUUUUCAGGGAAGAAAUGGUAGAGCGUUUUUGUUCUCCCACGCGAUGAAUGUCUCAAUGGGACCAAAAGAAGACAGACACCUGAUGACUGGUCUCCACACGGUUGCUGAUGUGUUCUGCUCUGAUUGCCGUGAGGUGUUGGGUUGGAAAUAUGAACGGGCGUAUGAGGAAUCACAAAAGUACAAGGAAGGCAAGUUCAUUCUUGAGAAAUCGAAAAUUGUCAAAGAAAACUGGUAGUAAAUAGUAAUAACAUAUGCUGCAAGUGGAUGAAAAUGUCUUUUUUAAGUGUUGAUGCUAUCCAAUAAUUUCAUAUUGGUUGGAAAGUGUUUCUGUUGUUACGCAUUGUCGAUUCUGUCUCUCCCAUGGAAACCUGCCUGCAUUUAAGAUUAAUGGAAACUUAUGAAUAGCUUUCUUGUUAUUCAGAUGUCUUGUAAAUCAGUUAUCUCAGAAUUUGGCUUUGUGAUUCUUUAUGUAU